Molecule: messenger RNA, 1251 nt
Organism: Talaromyces proteolyticus
Lineage: Eukaryota; Fungi; Ascomycota; Eurotiomycetes; Eurotiales; Trichocomaceae
Product: mitochondrial large subunit ribosomal protein-domain-containing protein
Exons: 3
Coding region: 185-799 (204 amino acids)
Biological process (GO): translation
Cellular component (GO): ribosome; mitochondrial large ribosomal subunit
Molecular function (GO): structural constituent of ribosome
Source: RefSeq, a predicted model, not a curated record
CAAACCUGCUGCAAAGGCGACCGGUCGUAGCACGCUGAUACUAUCACUAUCUGUCUGCGUUGUGUUGUCUCUUCUGUCCGUGUGUUUUGUCUGUUGAGCUAGAACAACCGCCUGCAGUAGAGGCCAGCUCUUGGACAGGACUCAUCGUGGGCGAUAACGAGCAAUCUGCGAGCUUGCUUUCGCAAUGGCUUCGCUAAUGCAAUCAUCGGCUGUGCCGUCGACAAUUCGGCAUCAGCUAUCCUCAAUCACAUCGACCAUUUCUUCUUCGUCAUCUUUUGGUAGUAUAAGGGCGUUUUCAUUGCUUUGCGGGUCGCAACGGCGAACCCAAACCUACCCUCAAAAAAAUAAGCACAUCUAUCUUAGCGUGUCCAGUCCAAAGUCGUUACCGUCUAUCCAACAGUCGAGAACCUUUCUAGCAAAACUCGCCCGCAAGUUCCCGGCUACAGCUCACACCACACCACCAACCAACCCCGCGGACGUCGAAGUAGGACAAGCUCAAAUCCCUCCCCUUCAGCUCACCAACCUUCCAUACUUUGUACGCCGUACGCCGUCGAAUCAACUUCCAGUCUAUUUGGAAACCAAGGCUGGCGGCACGAAAAAAUUGACGAAGAUUCAGAAGACGGAAGGGGAUUUGGAGGCCUUGAGGUCAGACCUUGCAAGAACUCUGGGUCUCGAGACUGGUGACCCUCGUGCUAAAAAGAGUCCUGAGGUGACUAUAAACCCUACUAAUGGUCAUAUUGUCGUCAAGGGCUGGAGGAAACCAGAAAUCCAGCAAUUCCUCACUGAGCGAAAUUUCUAAGAUGAAAAUCACGAUGUGGUUUCAUGGAUCAAUUGUACAGCGCAAUAAAUUAUCACCUUGCAUUACCACCUCUCUCUCACCUUUGACCUUGCCGUGUUCGCGCCUGUUUCCCGGUUAAUGUGGCUCUUUGAUCAUCUCUGGCGUUACAUGCAUUUCGUGUGCUCUUUUUUGAACGCAUUUUUUUAUCUAUGGAAUGGGUUGUGCAUGUGGGAAUCGAUUUCCUUUCCCCCUCUUCUCUAUUAGCAUCUCUUAAUCUCUACGAUUAUCCUUUCUGCUUGCGAUUCAGUUGUGCUUAAAAAGUUGUUUUUGAAUUCUUCUUUUGAAGAAAUAAUUAAUGUAUAUCACGCACUUAGCGAAUUCUAUCUCGCUCUUCCUAUCUUCCAGCUGUAGGGGACUUUGAUGUAUACUAAGCAUUAACGAAACAAUAUAUUGAAGCGAAAGAGUAAACUUCU